Podarcis muralis (Common wall lizard) is the source of this 5779-nucleotide messenger RNA. It is a transcript of the gene SERINC5, whose product is annotated as serine incorporator 5. The record is from RefSeq and is a predicted model, not a curated record. NCBI's taxonomy places the organism in Eukaryota, Metazoa, Chordata, Lepidosauria, Squamata, Lacertidae. Gene Ontology annotation, cellular component: membrane.
CCCAGGUGCCCUCGCGCUGCGUUUCACUUCGGAGCGUGAGAACGAGGACAGGUGGUCUCCGCCGCGCGCCUGCUUCCUUCCAUCCAGGCUGCUUCCUCCUGUCUCCCGUCUCCUAAACGGGGCGGGCCGUUCCUAACCUCCCGCACCGGAAAGCCAUUUAUCUCCUUCCAAGCAAAAAACUGACGACAGCGGAAGCUUCCAGCGCGCUCCGAGCUGGGCUCGGGCAACUUACCCUGCAGCGCAGAAGCCGAGCUCGCCAGGCUCCCGUGUUUGUGUCAUGCGUCGGGGCGAGCGCGGCGAGCGCCUCAGGCCCGGCCAGCUGCUCUAGGGGGCGCGUGUGCGCUCUCUGCGCGCCUCGGCAACCGAGGGCUGGGCGGCUGAGGAAGCCUUCGGCUGCUGUCCGGGCGCGAGGCCGCUUCCCUGAGCGAGCGGGCAGGUGCGGACGGAGAGGGGAUUUGCGCGCGGCCAGCCCGGGGCUCGCCGUCUGAGGGGCGACCAUGUCCGCGCGCUGUUGUGCGGGUCAGUUGGCCUGCUGUUGUGGCACUGCUCCGUGUUCACUCUGCUGCAAAUGCUGCCCAAAGAUAAAGCAAUCCACUAGCACCCGCUUUAUGUAUGCACUGUACUUCAUCUUGGUGACUCUCAUCUGUUGCAUCAUGAUGUCGGAGACGGUAGCAAAAGAAAUGAAAGCACAUAUUCCCUUUUAUGGCACACUAUGCCAACAUAUUCAGGCAGGUGAUUCAUGUGAGAAGCUGGUGGGGUACUCUGCUGUUUAUCGAGUGAGCUUUGGAAUGGCCUGCUUCUUCUUCAUCUUCUUCUUACUCACCAUCAAAAUCAACAACAGCAAAAGUUGCCGUGCAUACAUGCACAAUGGAUUUUGGUUCAUUAAACUUCUAGUCUUGGCCGCCAUGUGCUCAGGAGCCUUUUUCAUUCCCGACCAGGAUACCUUUCUUAAAGCAUGGCGUUACGUAGGUGCUGCAGGAGGGUUCCUCUUUAUCCUCAUUCAACUCAUCCUGCUUGUAGAAUUUGCCCACAAAUGGAAUAAGAACUGGACAUCUGGCACAAGGCACAAUAAGCUCUGGUAUGGCUCCUUAGCUCUCGUGACUCUCAUUUUGUACUCCGUCGCUGUUGGAGCUCUGAUUGUGAUGGCUGUCUUUUACACACGUGCCGAUGGCUGCAAUUUUAACAAGAUCCUGCUUGGCGUCAAUGGCGGCUUGUGCUUGCUUAUUUCAAUGAUAGCCAUCUCGCCCUGUGUCCAAAACCGUCAGCCACAUUCUGGCUUGCUGCAGUCAGGCAUUAUCAGCUGCUAUGUCAUGUAUCUCACCUUUUCAUCUCUUUCAAGCAAACCACCAGAAACUAUCCUAGAUGAGAAUCAGAAGAACAUCACGAUCUGUGUACCUGAAUUUAGCCAGGGGCUACAAACAGAUGAAAACUUGGUGACUGGACUGGGUACUGCCAUCCUGUUCUGUUGCAUUUUAUAUUCUUGCUUGACCUCAACAACACGUGCAAGCUCUGAAGCCCUGAGAGGAAUAUAUGCCACACCGGAAACUGAAGUGGCUCGCUGCUGUUUCUGCUGUACUCCUGCUGAAGAUGCAGAUGUUGAAGAGCCUAUUGGCAGAAAGAGUGGCCAGAGAGUAAUUUAUGAUGAAAAGAAAGGGACUGUAUACAGCUAUGCUUAUUUCCACUUUGUGUUCUUCCUGGCUUCUCUCUAUGUGAUGAUGACGGUCACCCACUGGUUUCAUUAUGAAAGUGCUGCAAUUGAAAAAUUCUUUGCUGGAACCUGGUCAAUAUUCUGGAUUAAGAUGGCUUCCUGUUGGGUGUGUGUCCUCCUCUAUGUUUGGACUCUUCUGGCUCCUUUCUGCUGCCCAACUAGAGAAUUCUCAGUGUGAAGCUGUUUCUGGUACACUGAAUUCUCAGUGUGAAGCUGUUUCUGGUACAAGUCCAUCAGCUUAGGGAAUGGCAAAAUAAAUCUGUGUACUAGCUAUCCUAACCUUGAUGUUUAGGAUACUACAUUAACUCUUAUGAAAUCACACAUGUAGAGUCUGGUUUUGAAAACUUAUUUACAUUACGUGAAUUAAGAGAGCCUGGAGAACAAGUUUAGUUAAAAGUGGCACCUCAGUCUGGAAGUCAAAAGUUGUGGAUUCUCUUAAACAUAAUUGGUGAUAAGACUGAUGCUGACAUGUUACAGUCCUCGCAGACGUUGAUCCCCACUUUUUUUGUUGACAAAGAAACCAAACCCGUAGAUAAAAUUACAAAAUGGAACUUAAAACUUCACUGGGAUGAAGAUGUUGUCAGGGGUGGGAACAACAUCAGCUUGAGGGUUUCUUUUUCUGUAUUAGAUGCUCAUAGUAAAUUAUUGGAAAUGUAGAUUGUGGGUGAAAAGGAUUUGUGGGUAUAGAAAUAUUUAUUUAUGCUAUUAAUGAAAGGCACCUUUAUGAAUCACUGGGUGACAUGAUGUAGAAUCUGAAAACCUGACUGAGAUGCAAGACACUGUAAAGGUUGGUGCAAUUGAAAGUUGUUAUGAGUCACUCUGGGAGUGAAUGCAUCUAAUAAAAUAUUCAGAACAGAAGCAGUGAGCGACAAAAUACAAAUCUGCCUAUAGCUAGCCUAGUAAGUCUGGAGGGUUUCCCUUUUUUUGCAGGGGUUGUUAAGAGUCUACAAUGUGUAAACUUAUUUAAAACUGUGAUCUAAUAGAGUUUAAGAAAUCAGGUAAAUACUUAUAUUGUAAAGUAGCCGUACCCUGAAAAAUAAUCGAAAAUGUUCAGAAUUUGUUUACAGCAGUUUCUUUUUUUAAAAAAUAAUCCAUCACUUUUUUGAUCCCUCAUUUCAUCCCUAAAUAUCAAUCAAAAUGUUUAUUUUGAUGUGAUUAUUUUAUAUCAAUUAUGGAUAGAGGAUUACAAGGAGACAAAGCAAAUUUAACUCAUUGUAAUAUCAGCGGUCUAACUUCUAUUUCCCAUGUAUACCAAAGUCCGCUUAGUGAGUCUUUCUUUACUAGGAUCAGAACUAACUUUUUGCAAGCCCUCAUAUGUGAGUGGAAUAAUGUUGCAAGAGAAAACUAUUGGGUCAUAACUAUUUAGUGCACAAAGCCUGCAAUCCUAUACACACUUACCUGGAAGUAAGAGCCAUAUAAUAAAAUUGCGCUGUGUACUAUUUUAAUUAGUAAUGAAAGGGCAUGCAUGCUUCGCAUAUUAGCAUAUUGCUUUUUAGAUUCAUUUUAAUGUUAAUGCAUGCCAAUGUCUCUGAUGAAAAUUAAUGGCAGUAAUUUAAGUAGUAACAUUCUGCUAACUGUGAAGCUAGCUGUGGUAUCUCAACUGCCAUGUUCCAGUAAGUUGUUUUGUUUAAAAAAGCAAAUCAAUGUAGUUCAAUUGUUAAAACAAAAGGUGCAUGAGUAGUGGUUGUGUGGCCCACCUAGGAAAUGCUCUAAUGCUUUGGCUAUUGAAUUAAAUUGCAACAGCUGCUUUUAAGAUUUCCUGAUAAUUGGAGAUGGCAGCCAUCUGUCAUUGACAGAGGAGUGCUGCUUUUCAGAGUAAUGAAGACUCCUUAAACUUCGAUUCCAAGGUUUGAACCAACAGAUAUGGUCACUUUUCCUGUUUUAUCUUGCUUAAUUAGUUAGUUACUUAUUUCCCCCCCCCCCUACUAGUUUAUGCAGGGCUUAGUGAAUUCUAUAGGGCUGGUUGGCAUGCAUAUAUAGAGGUGCUGCAUGUUACUAGGGCUUUGUUGAUUGAGCAUUCUGAAGCAGAAAGCAUCAGCAAAAUCCUAAAGCAGCUUAAUAGGAGAAACCAGAUCUGUGAGGCACCUGGUUUUACUGUAAUGAAAGCUAGGGUGGCUAACCUGUUGGACUCUACCUCCCAUGGGGACCAGCUGGCCUGGCCCACAGGCAGGGAUGAUUGGAGUUGUGGUCUUGCAGGAUCUGGAGGGCCAAAGGGUAGCAACCCUUGGUUUAAAGAGAGUGAUAACAUGCUUUGGAACACCAGUCUCCAUGUUUCCGCAGAUUACUUGAGAAUUCGUUUUUCUCUAAUCAAACAGAACAGCCUUUGCUUUUUCAAGCAAGCCUUUUCUAAUUGAUGCUACUUUAAUUAAGUUCUGGAUAUUGGACCACUGUGAACCCCUAGAUGUCAUCAGUCUCUUUAUAUUAAAUGUUCUUGAAAAAAUUUAUGGGGCUUUCAUUCUCUCAAACCUUUGAGAGUGGUACACACAAUGGAAGAGUUUUAAGGCUUAUUAGACAGCAUAGUGUCUUGCCUUUUGAGUGUGCUUAAAAGGGCAGCUGGGAUAAGCUCAGGAAGAGGAAAUGGUGCUACUGUUUAAAAGUGACCUUUAUCAUCUCCAGGACUUGCUAGAAUAAUUCCUUGGAGACUUCACUAGCCUCUGUAUUCUGAUGUUUGGAGAGAGAGAGAAAUGAACCCUUUAAUGAAACAAUAGCAAAUGUAAACUGCAAAUGGCAAAGAGAUGUAAAAUGUUGGUGCUCAAAUAUGACCCUGCGAAAGGGAACCCCAGGGACCAUUUAAAAAUGUACUGAAUUUCUUACACUACUGACUCCUUUCCUUACUUAAUGUGUCUUUGUACUUUAUAAUCUGAAGAACAGCACUCAAAAUAAGAAUGCUUCAUGCAUAAAGAUGAGUCUAAAGGGGGCAUAAUUAUGUCCAAUUGUUUACAACCCUUUUAUUGUGCGAUAACAGAGUUGGCAUGUUGGGUUAUUUGUUUUUCCACGUGGCUUUUAAAGGCCUUAAAUCCACUGACCUUACUAAUAACCAUGGCUAACAAUGCAGCUCACACUAUCCAGCAUCUAUUUGUGCUACUAAGUGCUUUAUCACGAGAUUAUAACUGAGAAAAAAUGUUAUAUAUAUAUAUAUCUCCUGGAUUCUCUUAAAUCCUAUUCAGUUGACUUUUCCUGUAAAACCAGUGUGUGAUAACUCUCAUAAUUCACAAGUCAUUUAAACAAGAUUUGCAAAAACUACAUUGUCAAAUUUGAAAUCUUUCCAGCAUUGAAAUGCCCACUUUAAAGAACUGUUUAGUUUGGGCUACAGCAGCACUCAGACCACCUGCUUUUGCCAAAGAAUUCUCCUACAGAAAUUAAGAAUAUUGUGAAAAGGUAGAGGAAAAUCCAUUAAACGUCCACAAUAAACCUUAUGUUUUAUUUUACUUGUGUGAAAUAAACUAUUAAAUGUUUCUUGGCAGUGUUUGAAAGCAAAGAAAGUGUGGGGCACAAUCUGUUGGGAAGAUCUCUUGUACAAGCUGUUGACGUGAAUGGCAGCUGUGCAGGAGCUCAGAUUCCAGUCUGUACCCAUUCAUUUCAAUAAGGCUUCCACACAAAACUUCCUGGUGGAGUUGUAACCAAGCAGCCCAUGCUCUCUCCAAAUGUACCACCAACUUUUAAUAUUUUAACUCUCUAAGUGUUCCUUUUAUAUAUUUUUAUCUGCAAUGUUUUUUCAUGUCAGUUUUAAGGAAUGAAUUAAGAAUAGAACAUAAUUCAUAAUGGGUUUUUUAAAGAUUUUCAAUUUUUAAAGUUUUUUUUAUACAAUAUUGUUCUUUUUUCAAUUUCGGGGAGGAGGGAGUUGAGAAUUGUAGCUCAAAGAGUUUACCGUUUGAGUCAUGUAACUUGUAGCAGUUUUAAGACUAUAUGGAUUUGUGGGUUUUUUAGUUGUUUGAGAGAAAUCUUAAGUGUAAAACAAGCAUUGCGUAUGGUUUUUAAAGCAUUUUGUUGGGUUUUCUAGGAAUAUUGAAAAAGUAUUAUAGAUGUAAUUGUUUAACUGGCCAAUAAAGUAUCCUUUGUUUAAAAUUGCAA